Messenger RNA from Fulvia fulva, 288 nucleotides. RefSeq lists its product as uncharacterized. The record is from RefSeq and is a predicted model, not a curated record. Bases 1 to 288 code for a protein of 95 amino acids. The transcript is spliced from 2 exons. Lineage: Eukaryota; Fungi; Ascomycota; Dothideomycetes; Mycosphaerellales; Mycosphaerellaceae.
AUGUCCGAUCCCAACGCGCCAGGUGCCAAGGUGGGCACUAAAGAUAUUCCUGUUGAGAUACAGCAGCUUGCUUCCACGAUCAAAGCACUCCCGAAGACGAAGGACGGCUUGCCGGUUAGGAAGGAGCUAAAGGGUAUAGACGCUCAAUACUUCACGGCCGGCGGAACUAUCUUGCGACGCAACAAAGGCACGGACCUUCUGGAUUGGUUUCUCGACGGUCGACUGUUCACGAAUGAGAAGUUCACGGCAGCAACUCGACAAGCGCCGCAGGCAGUAGAGAAGCAUUAG